GGAGAAGGCUAGUAGAGCAGAGCCGCCGCUGCAGAGACCAGCGACAUGGGGAGAAUUGCACAGCACGCCCUCCUGGCCUUGGUCUGCCUAGCAGCAGCGGUUUGCAUGGCUGAGGAUGGGUCAGAAGCAGAAAGUAAUUCAAAGUGCUGUGGGAUUCGUGGACCCCCUGGAUUUCGUGGGAUUCCAGGACUCCCUGGGCCUCCAGGAUUUCCAGGAAUCCCAGGACUCCCAGGGCUAAAAGGAGACACAGGAGAUCUUGGCUUCCCCGGACGACCAGGUGCAGUAGGACCCAGGGGAAUGCCUGGAUUGCCAGGGAUGAAAGGAGAAAAAGGUGACACAGGCCUCCUUCAACUGACAGGCAAGGAGAUGAUGGAUGGCGUCCUGUGUGAGAAUGGCACGAAGAACUGCAAGGAGCUGUUAGCCAGAGGGAAGGUUUUGAGUGGCUGGUACACCAUCUACCCCAAAGACUGUGCUGCCCUGAUGGUGUUUUGUGACAUGGAUACAGACGGCGGCGGAUGGAUUGUGUUCCAGAAACGGGUGGACGGGUCGGUGGAUUUCCAGCGUGACUGGGAUUCAUACAAGAGAGGGUUUGGUAACCGGCUGACGGAAUUUUGGUUGGGAAAUGACAAUAUCCACCUGCUGACAUCACUUGGAAAAAAUGAGCUGCGCAUUGACCUCAGAGACUUUGAAAAUAAGAAAUAUUUUGCCAAGUACGAGUCGUUCCAAAUUUCCGGAGAGGCUGAGAACUACAAGCUGGCCCUUGGGGAUAUGGUCGGGGGGGAUGCAGGGGAUUCAUUGGCCUACCACAAGGACAUGAAGUUUUCAGCCACAGACCGUGACAAUGAUCUGAAUCCAGAUAACUGUGCAAGCACCUUCCAUGGAGCCUGGUGGUUCAGAACCUGCCACGAGGCCCACCUGAACGGGGAGUACUUGCAGGGAGCUCAUGAUCGCGCUGAUCAUGGUGUGCUCUGGAAGAAGGGCCUGGGGAACCAAUAUUCCUACAAGCUCUCCGAAAUGAAAUUCAGGCCUGUUUCCUAGCAUGGCUGUGCGCACUCCCCUCCCAAAGGCCGUUCUGCAGCAAGCACCAGCUGCCUUUGGCUGAAGGAAGCAUCUUUUCUGCUUGCAAAAGCUUGUCUGAGUGGGAGUUCUGAUCUGUAGCUCCAGUGUCUCCCUUUUCUAGACCCAGCAGCACCAUCUCCUCCAAAAUGGGAGUGGGGAAGCUUCAACCCCUCCCUCCCUAAUGGGUGCGGGAAGCUCAGGGCAGGGGCAGUCCUGG
This is a messenger RNA of Pelodiscus sinensis (Chinese soft-shelled turtle), 1276 nucleotides long. Lineage: Eukaryota; Metazoa; Chordata; Testudines; Trionychidae. The record is from RefSeq and is a predicted model, not a curated record.